Molecule: messenger RNA, 2043 nt
Organism: Nelumbo nucifera (sacred lotus)
Lineage: Eukaryota; Viridiplantae; Streptophyta; Magnoliopsida; Proteales; Nelumbonaceae
Product: putative metal-nicotianamine transporter YSL7
Cellular component (GO): membrane
Molecular function (GO): oligopeptide transmembrane transporter activity
Source: RefSeq, a predicted model, not a curated record
AUGCAAGUAGCGAAGAAGGAUGUCGAGAACGAUAACGUUUCUUCGUCUUCCAACCAGGCUUCCGAGAAAGCCUUCGAGAACGAGAUCGUGCCUUCAUGGAAAGAUCAGGUUACGUUCAGGGCAAUCCUGGCUAGCGCUGUUCUGAGUGUGGCCUUCUGCUUCAUCGUCAUGAAGCUUAACUUGACCACCGGGAUCAUUCCUUCGCUGAACGUCGCUGCUGGUCUCUUGGGUUUCUUUUUCAUCAGAGUCUACACGUGGGUGCUUGAGAGGUUUGGUUUGUUGAAGCAACCCUUUACCAGGCAAGAGAAUACUGUCAUCCAGACCGCCGUCGUUGCCGCCUCCGGCAUUGCUUUUAGCGGUGGAUAUGGAAGUUACAUAUUGGGAAUGAUGCCCAAGGUUGCAGCUCAAGCACAAGAUGGGGCCACCACAAACAAUGUGAAGCAUCUUUCCUUAGGAUGGCUGUAUGGGUUUCUCUUUGCCGUGAGCUUUGUUGGUCUUUUCUCCAUUGUUCCCCUGCGCAAGAUCAUGAUCAUCGAUUACAAGUUGACCUACCCAAGUGGAACUGCAACUGCAUUUCUCAUCAAUAGUUUCCACACUCCUAAAGGAGCCAAGCUAGCUAAAAAGCAAGUGAGUAAACUCUUCAAGUGGUUCUCCAUUAGCUUCUUAUGGAGUUUCUUCCAGUGGUUCUUCACUGGUGGUGAUGGCUGUGGGUUUAGCAGCUUCCCUACAUUUGGUCUGCAAGCUUUUCAGAAGAGGUUCUAUUUCGACUUCUCAGCUACCUACAUAGGUGUUGGGAUGAUCUGCCCUUACAUGGUAAACAUAUCCUUGCUUAUUGGAGCAAUAUUGUCAUGGUUAAUCAUGUGGCCGCUGAUAGAGAAAAAGAAAGGCAUUUGGUAUGCUUCUGAUCUAUCUGCUAGUAGUCUCCGUGGCAUCCAAGGCUAUAAGGUGUUCACUGCUAUCGCAAUGAUACUUGGGGAUGGACUCUUCCAUGUUGUUUUGAUGCUAAUCACUACAACAAGGAGCCUCAUGAAUCAAUACAAGAAGCAAGAUUCACAGUCAUCUUCAAACACUGAUGUGAUAAGUUAUGAUGACCAGAGAAGGAAAGAGAUCUUCUUGAAAGACCAGAUUCCAAUGUGGAUGGCAGGCUUGGGAUAUGUAGCCUUGUCUGUGAUCUCUAUCAUUGCAGUGCCCCAAGUUUUCCACCAGAUAAAAUGGUACCAAAUAAUGGUUGCCUACAUUAUUGCCCCAAUCUUGGCCUUCUGCAAUUCAUAUGGCUGUGGUCUUACAGACUGGUCUCUGGCCUCUACCUAUGGAAAGAUUGCAAUAUUCAUCUUUGGCUCUUGGGUAAGCCACCAUAAGGGAGGCAUAGUUGCAGGCCUUGCUGCCUGUGGAGUGAUGAUGAGCAUUGUGUCAACUGCCUCCGAUCUCAUGCAGGACUUCAAGACUGGCUACUUAACCCUUGCAUCCCCUCGCGCCAUGUUCUGCAGCCAAGUUGUGGGGACAGCUCUGGGAUGCCUCAUUGCGCCUUCUGUCUUCUGGUUUUACUACAAGUCCUACCCCACAUUAGGGGAGGUGGGCAGUUCGUAUCCAGCACCCUAUGCGUUAAUGUACCGUGGAAUCGCCAUUCUUGGGGUUGAGGGAACAUCUUCCCUCCCCAAACACUGCAUGGAGAUGGCUGUUGGGUUCUUCUUCUUUGCAAUUGCCUUGAACUUAAUCACUCUGCUCUUGGAACGCUUUGAGAACAAAUGGGGACUUCACAGGUUCAUUCCUAGUGUAAUGUGCAUGGCGAUCCCAUUUUAUAUUGGUGGCUACUUUGCCAUUGACAUGUGCAUUGGGAGCUUGAUUUUGUUCUUGUGGGAAAGAAAGAACAAGGCGGGCGCCAAUGCAUUUGCGCCUGCUGUGGCCUCUGGCAUGAUCUGUGGUGAUUCAUUAUGGGGUAUCCCAGCCGCAAUCCUCUCUCUUGCCAAUAGGAACUCUCCCCUCUGCAUGAAGUUCUUGUCAGCUGCUACCAAUGCCAAGGUUGAUGCAUUCUUGAAUGGUUAA